Messenger RNA from Lingula anatina, 1369 nucleotides. RefSeq lists its product as uncharacterized. NCBI's taxonomy places the organism in Eukaryota, Metazoa, Brachiopoda, Lingulata, Lingulida, Lingulidae. The record is from RefSeq and is a predicted model, not a curated record.
UACCAGACCCUAUGUAUCCAGAGACAGUGUGUUAUGUCGGCCUACGUGUUUAACCAUAGUUGAACUAAAGUGAAAAAUAAACCAAAUUGCCUCUUGUGUGAACAGAACCAAUCAUGCAGCGCCGAAUGACGUCAAAGACGCUUUAAGUACAUUUUCGCGUCACCGUUCCAACACAACCGCAAAGACCAUGGGAACGCUGUCAUCGGUACAGAUCGCAGUUCUUCUGUGUUUUGGGUUCUGCCUGACAAAUGCAACUACGCAAACUGGAAAUGUCCUUUCCAAACAGUUGGAAUUGUAUGUACUGAAUCACAAAUUGUCGUCUCUGAAACAACACUUGUUAGCAGAAUGUUCGGGUCUGGUUCAAAAAUUGACAGGACUUAACUACCCUCCUGAGUUCGGCCGGCGGCGGAAUACUGAGACUGCUUUGGAUAUGGAACUGAAGUUUACUGCUGCCGUCUACCGCGAGCUGUCUGCAAAGUAUGUACAGUGUAAAAUUGCAGCCUCAGCCCAACAAAAAUCAACAACUAUGUCGGUUUCCAUGUCGACCAGAAAGACGACGGUGUUGAAGACAACUACGUCGAUGUCAACAACAGAGAAGUCAAGCACAGUACCUUCGUCUACAGCCAUGACAACUGUUAAACCGACUCUAAUGGCAUUUCCAGGCCUUCCGAAUCCCCUUGGUUUCUGGGCCAUGGAUUCGAAGAAUGGACUGAAGGACCUUAGUGGUAACGGUAACGACGGCGUGACAUAUAACACCAGCUUCGCACCUGGACCGGACGGGAAGGAGGGGGGCGCCAUAUUGUUUAGAGGUAGAGACGACUCUUUCGGACAUAUUCCAAAGAGAAACACUUCCUUGUUUAAUAGAAAAGGUUCUGUAACCUUGAUGUUUUGGCUGAUGCCGACACACUUGCGCGAUUGGGAAAUGCCUUUGGGGUUUAUAGAUGACCCUAAAAGCAACAAACUUGGUAUUGUUUAUUGGAUUCAUCAAAAUUACAUGGAAAUAGAUGAUAAGAAUAUGACCCAUAGCAAAAUGUUUAAAACAGUGCUGGGUUACUGGUUGAGAAUAGUGGUGCAGUAUCAUCAGGCGUCAGAGCUGUACACAGUGCGGGCUGGAGGUCUGAGCUCCACUCUUACCAGGGUCAUUUCUACUGUGCAGCCUGGAGGAGGUUUUUUCGAUACAAACUACCACCUUUACCUUGCUCGAUCCAAGAUAAGAUUCAAUUCUUACGACAAUUUCCAGGGACGUAUGUCAUGUCUCCAAAUAUACGGAGACAUUCUCUCGGAUGACCAGCUUAAAACUGCGUUUCGGCUGUGUUAGAAGUUGUUGGGGACUAAAUCCCUACCGAAAGUUUCGUUUGUUCGGGGGAUU